Messenger RNA from Athene cunicularia (burrowing owl), 2755 nucleotides. RefSeq names its product V-set and immunoglobulin domain-containing protein 4-like. Gene Ontology annotation, molecular function: complement component C3b binding. Bases 1 to 825 code for a protein of 274 amino acids. The transcript is spliced from 6 exons. The record is from RefSeq and is a predicted model, not a curated record. Gene Ontology annotation, biological process: negative regulation of interleukin-2 production; negative regulation of T cell proliferation; negative regulation of macrophage activation. NCBI's taxonomy places the organism in Eukaryota, Metazoa, Chordata, Aves, Strigiformes, Strigidae.
AUGGGGGCGGGGGGGACCUUCCCCACCACAGCCAGGGCCAGCGUGACCUGGGCCCGUCUGCUCUGUCUCCCAGUGGCAGCCAGCAAGCCCGUGGUCAGGGCCAGCCAGCCGGGGCUGACCUUCCCGGCCGGAGCCAGCACCAGCCUGACCUGUGUGGCCAGCGGGUCCCCCCCCAUCAGCUACCGCUGGUUCCGGGGUGCCCCGGGGGGGACAGCCCUGCUGCUGAGCAGCCAGGCCGAGCUGGCCUGGGACAGCCUGCAGCCCUCCGACACCGGCGAGUACUACUGCGAGGCGGAGAACAGGGUCGGGGCCGGGGCCGUGCAGCGCAGCGACGCCGUCGAGCUGACGGUCAGAGAUCUGCCCACAACAACAGUGGCCCCUUGGCGGGAUGUGGGGACCUCAGAGAGACACCACCCAACCACAGAUCUGCCCAUAACAGUAGCAACUUCUGAGACUGGUGUGGGAUAUCCAGAAAAGAACUAUACGACUCAGAAUCUCCAGAGGACUCACCUGCCCCUGUAUGUGGUCGUCCUGAUUGCUGUGGCUUGUGGUGCUGUGGUUUUCCUUAUCGUCUUUCUUAUCAUCUGCAUUAGAAAGCCCAAAGAUGCUCAAGUCUAUGAAGUAAAAUUCCAUAACUCAAGAGCAGCUUCUUCAAGGUGUGAAAGUACUGGUCAUUAUGAGGAACCCAUCUCCAUCACUGAAAACAACUAUGUGAUGGAGCCUGUGAAAAACAAAAGCUCUGAAGAAAUAAAUACGAAAAAGGAUGAAUGUGAGUGUGUUGGAAACACCCAGGAAUCUGUGUAUGAAGUAGGGGACACUGUAUGACAGCCAACACUGCUCUAAGGUAGCAGUCCUGAAGAGUACCUUCAUCCAGGCAAUAUUUAUUUUCCUAUUCACCUUUGCCUCUGAAAAAAUAGGUUGGGCAAGCAGUUUUUGCUCCUCCACAAUUUGUGGAGCCUUAAUGUCUGCAGUGAAAAUGCAAACCUCUGUAGGAACUUCAGUUCCAGGCUGCUGUAUAGAUCUUCUGGUUUGGCUUUUCCUGGUUCCCUUUCCCCACCUCUGUAGCAGAAAGCCCUUUCUAAUCUGGUGUGCAGACCCCAGGCCAAGAGCACGGUACCAAACCUCCUGCUUUCGAGGGCCAAAACGAUCUGCGGUCACAGCCUUCGUGUGGCGGGAGCAGGGCCAGCGCCAAGGGCUGCUCAGCAUCCCCCUCGCCUCUGGCAAGCAGCGCGGCCGAGCCAGGGCUGGGAACCCGCCUGAAGGGCUGCGCAGGUGGUAGAGUGUCCCUUAAAUGCCCUUAAAGAAACUGAAAGACAGGUUAAAGCCAGGAUACAGCCAAGAACUUUACCACACCAGCAGUACAAAAAGAAGAAACGUCCCGUGCACCCGCCGUGCUGCGCUCGAGGCGCCCUCCUGCAGCGGCUUCUAGUUCUGGCACUGGAGAGCUCGGGCGAUUUUGGCACUGCAACAAGGCACAUUCUUCCUGAGUUCACCUGCUCUAUUGUCUCUUUUAAUGCAUGUUUAAUAUUGGAAAAAAAAAUAGAUACUUUUCGUUAAGUUUGUGGAUAGGAUUGCUUACACGUGCCUAAAUUAUUUUGAUAUAUUUUUGCAUGACCGAUUCAUCUUUAAACCACUAGCAAGCACUCGCAGCUACGGCUCCUCAGCAGAUACUCAAGAAGUCGUUUCCUCCUGCCUUAGAAGGCCUGAAGGCCAAGUAGGGAGCCGAAAAGCUUUGUUAUUCAUAAUUUCUACUACCCUGAGUAAAUCUAUAGCAUGGAUACUGCAGAGGUGUGGAAGAACCUUUUUACAACGCGGGGUAGGGCACUGCCGUGUCCAGUCGGGAGCCACGCGGACAGGUGUAAAACAAAAUGGGGGGUCUGAGGGGUGAGGGGGGUAUCAGCGGCACGGAUACAGGAUUAGUGGGCCCCCAGAUUUGCUGUUCACACUCAGGAAAGACCUGCACCUGCAGUUCUCUGCAAGCAUCAGCUCAGAAGUCACAGCAAUCAAAAAGGGCAUUUGGUGUCAUUAGGAAAGUCACUACAGUGCAAUAGAGAACAGGCUUGUGGUCCUGUAAACACCCUGGAAUGUUCCACCUUGUGUAUGUGUGUAGUUCUCCUCUCAAAAGGGUGUAACAGAGCUAGGAAAGUGACUGAGAACGAUAACAAAGGAUGAUUAGUGGCAUGAAACCACUUCUGUGCAAAUGCAUUAUACUUUCUCAGCUUGGAAAAAAGGGAAUAAGGCAAAAUGAGUGAAGUGUACCAGUGUGGAGAGGAUGAACAGAGACUAAUUGUUUACAAAUUGUCUGGAAAGGAAGCAGACAGCUAAAAUUAUCUGUUAGUACUUUUAAAGGGAGAGGAAAAGUGUUUCUUUUACGCAAUACAGAAAUAAGCGUGGAAUGAAAUGCUAUUCGUCCAGUGUUAUAAAAAUCCAAAAUACACAGAGGUUCAAUGAGAAAUUAGAGGAAUGAAUGACAUAAAAGUUCAUCAAAAUUCACAGACUGCCAGGCUCACUUUACCUUACCUUACACAUAAGUUCUCUGUCAGUGACCUUAUACUAGCUCCCUCAAUUUCCUAUACCACUAGUUUUAUUUCUCUUCAUUAAGAAUGUACUGAAAAAUCAAGGGCUGGGAAACCUUGAUUUCAAAGUGGAAAGGGGACAAACAGCAGAUUUUGUUGGUGAUGGUGUCUUGGAAAAAAUUGUCAACAUGUACAUGCAGCUUAUUGCAAAUGUGGAGAAGCAAACAAAAAUCAUUAAA